AUGCUGCCGAAUAAUGAGGUUCGCGUUCCCCGUCCGCGGAUUGGGCAGCCCGCAGUGCCGCGCGACAUCACGGCCGAAUUUACAGAAGCCGCCUCGAAAUUGAAUACCGGACAGCUCGUAAAAGAUGAGACGUUCACGCUAUUCGAAGCCGUGGGCGCAUUGGAGAUUAUGGACUCGAAGAUGGACAGUGGAUACAUAGCUCCUGGGGAAAAUUUGGAGGAGGCGCUCGAGGACAACUAUGAUGUGCGGCAGCCAUUGGCGCCGGAGCAGAUUGUGGGCUUGAUGGACCAAUUGCUAUGUCAUGAGGUGGCAUGGCACAAGGGUCAUCCUCUCUCGCAAACGCUUUUCACCUCAAUCUAUCUCGACAGACUACUGUGGCCAGUGCCGAAGACUAUAGAAGAUGCUCGAUUCGACCGGGUACCAAGCGAGUCGCCUUUGGUCGGCCUCGUCCUACGAGCCUAUUGUCUUGCAUUGGUCAAGGCAUGUGACAUUGUCCACGCCCGAGUGGCUACUGAAUACUACUACGAGGAAGAAGACUUUGUCAGCCAUUUGUACAACCGGAAUCUUCUCUCUGCAUUUGAUAUGUCCCACUUUCAUCGUCUGCUGGACCAGGCGACUGCUUGGCUUGCCGAACAGACUGAUAUCGACCAGAAAAUUAAGGAUGCCAUUCGCUACAGACUUGCAUUCCGCCAUCAAUUCCUGUCUGCAUUAGACCAAGACCUCGAGGUUCUUGAAACCAGAUCUACGGUGAAUUUCGAGUCUUGUCUAUCUGAACUCGUACCUCUAAAGGAGUCAGUCCCACUGGGAAAGCCAAUGCCAGAAGCUUUCAGCUUGAAAAUCCAGCGCAAGCUGGCUAGCACAGUUCCCCCUCGCCCAAUGGUCAAUCUCAGCUCGGAAGAUGCGCUGGCACAUCUUGAACGACUUUGCAAAGACGCCAUAGACAUGCAGCAGAUGCUUGACUAUACUGGUCCAAGUAACUUUAAGACCGCUGUGUGGACUCUACUUUCCCGAAAACCGCAACCGUCAAUUUACAUCAGGUGCCUCCUUCAAGCAUUGAUUGUCAGCAAUUUCAACAUCCUUGGGACUGUGCCCGUCAAAGAUUUCCUGUACGGCGAGUUGGCAGAAUUGGUCCUCCCUGCUAGUUUACUGCUUGAGGCAAACAUCGAUGAAGUGGAGGUUCCAUCCGACCCUCGCUUCCAGAUUGCCCAAAAGAUGGAUGGCUUCUUGAAGAGAUUCUCACAGCCAUUUGUCGAUACGGUGCGAUGCGCCUGUCUCAAUCGCUGUCGCCUUCGUCGAACACUCUGUCACACCAUCGUCGACUGGGAUAAUUUGCAGAUGGAGGCCGAGGAAUUGGAUCUCGAGCUCCGCGUGUUGAGCGCAGAGCCACCAUUACAAUUCCCAGGUGGUGAACCCACCUGGUCCUUCCCUCUUAGCAGUUGGGCCUAUCACCAAAAGCUUGUCCAAUUCCGACUCAUCCUCCAAAUGGGCUUUGAGCUGUCGAUUUAUUCCCCAGAAGAAUUGCCGGGCAUGUAUUGGUAUCUGUCUCAUAUCUGCUCCACGCACCUUGGUCACAUCGACCGCAUUCGCACAUUUACUGUGGCGGCGCGUAAGCGAGAUCUGAUGGCUGCGGGCUCUCGGCCUGGAAACUCCGCCCAGAAGGCAUCCGCGUUCCACCGGUCGUUCCACGCCUUGGAGAGGCUCACAACGCACAUCAUUGCCGUCGAUGCAUUUGCAAUUGCUCUCCAUGCAUUGUACGUGGUGUUGGCUCGCCAUAAGAUUCUUCCCACUGCCUCUUCCGCCCAGGCCUAUUCUACUGACAGACUACGGUAUGAAAUACGUAUGAAGCCGUUUAUCCCUAUCACGUUACCCGAACUGGUACCAUACGAUGAAUACCAACGCGAGGCUGCACUUGAAGGAGACUCCGACGCCACCAUCUUAGAGCGUGCGUCCAAGGCAGUCGCCGAGGCCCGAAAGGCCUGGGAAGCCAAUCUUGCCAAUGGCGCUUUCAUUGAAGAUCCGUCUGGGUCCAAGUCGACAUCUCCCAAGGCUAUCAAGGAGGACUGGAACCGUGACGCUAAGGACACUAUGCGUGCGUGCAUUGGAACUAGUCUUACUAUUGAGACGGUCAAGAAGGCCUUGGCAGCCUCUCCGGAUGGCAAGCCUCUCAACCUGGAAGUGACUGUGCCUGAGGUCGGCACCAAGGCUCGUUGGCAUGACUGGUGGGUGGUGCCACAGGUCUCUGAGAAGAAGUCGAAGGCUUGA
Penicillium salamii is the source of this 2262-nucleotide messenger RNA. The record is from the annotation of a GenBank genome assembly. NCBI's taxonomy places the organism in Eukaryota, Fungi, Ascomycota, Eurotiomycetes, Eurotiales, Aspergillaceae.